Molecule: messenger RNA, 2475 nt
Organism: Schistocerca nitens (vagrant locust)
Lineage: Eukaryota; Metazoa; Arthropoda; Insecta; Orthoptera; Acrididae
Exons: 4
Coding region: 1-585 (194 amino acids)
Source: RefSeq, a predicted model, not a curated record
AUGUCCGCGGACGAGUACGAGUACCAGAGGAUGCGUGCCGAGCUGCUCGGGCUGCCUCCUCCCGAGAGGAAGCCGGACCCGCCGGCGCAGGGAACCGCGGAGGGCGCCGACGAGGAAGCGAACCCGGGACUCGACGAGCAAGUGCUCGGUGUUGAAGAUGAGCAGAUGAAGAACAUAACAGGAGGCUUGGAUGAACUAAACAGUAUUCUCACUGUCACUCAAAAGAAACUGAACAAGUUUAAGGUCGUGUGUGGCAGCCUAACGAAUCUGCUGAAAAUAAGAAUUGGCAAGGAAGAUGGCAGCUCGAGUGCCUGCAGCACAGACUGUAGCAGAUCUCUGGGCUCUGGUGCUGAGGCAGAAAGGAAACAGGACGAGCAACAGGAUGCAGAAGCAGAGAAGGAACAGAGUCCUGUAGUGAACAGUCCAGAAAAAGAAGAGAAAUCGGUAACAUCACAGAGAGCACUGAAUAUAGCUGAUAAAAUAACUUCACAGACAGAUCGUUUGGAUGCAAUGAUCAUGAAAGCUGAGCAGGCAGAAAUGAGCAUGUCCCACCAGAACAAGCAAAUGCGAUCUUUUCUCAGAUAAUAAUUUAUCACUCUAGUGGAUACCCUUAAGACAUAUCUUAAAUAUGACCAGCUGCUGAAGUCUUAAACUGAAAAUGGUUUCCAGUAUUUUGGGGAUCUGUUGCUUCUUUCUGUGAUUUUUUUAUAUGAGUAAAUCCAUUUUACCAUCAGUUUUACAAAUGCAAAAGGUUUCAACAAUAUGUUUUUUUAGGAUGACGACCAGCAGGUAUAAUUAAUGAUUUUACAAAAUUAGUGCACUAGAUUUGUAUUAAAGAUGGGUGACAGGCCUUUGAGGUAUAAGACUGAUCAUCUGGCCACAUGUUUAUAAUAAGAGAAUAAACCUGACACCUAGCUGUUGCAUUCCUGCCUAUAGCAUUGCAGUACUCACAUUUUCAUUAAGCUCAAUUUUGUUUGAAGUGUAAGUGUUGGUGCCAUAACUGAAACACUUGCCUCUGCUUUCAUACAGAAGAUGUUGAAGUGGUGUAACAUGCCAAAUGACAUCUAUUUGCUGGUUGUACACUUGCUUGGCAAAUUUUUCUUUUCAGGAUUUAGGUCAUGGUCUAAAGCAUAUUUUGGAGCCUAACAUUUCAUUUUUGAUUAUCUUGUUGUUAACAAAUGUUGCCAUUUUGCACACUUGGUGGACAAGCUGUUAAAUUAUUUUCUGUUAUUAUUAUUAUGUUUUUUAUUAUUUACACAAAGGCCACCAAUUUAUCUUGCUUGUCCAGCAGAGGGUUCUGUACUGUGACCAUCAGUGUCAUUAAUAAUUAAUAACUGAUGUGCCAAAUCAUGUACUGCCAGUGGAUGACAGUGGCCUGUUUGUUAUAAAGAUGAAUAAAGCUGAUUUACAUGAUACAGUCAUUGUAGCAAGAGAGCAAGCAAGCAAAUUGUUUACACAAAAAUUCAUUGUGAAUGCCAAAGAGAAAGCAAUUUAAAUGAACUUCAGCCAUAUGAAGAACAAAUUAGAAAGUAAUCUAACAAUAGUACUUGUUUAGACAAAAAUUCAUUGUGAAUGACAAAAAAGAAAGCCAUUUAAAUGUAUUUCAGCCUUAUGAAGGACAUAUUAGAAACUAAUCUAACAAUAGCAGUUGGCCCACAUGAAAUAGAGCAAACACUCCAUAUUACAUUUUUAGGAGUGUUGAUGGAAGCACAUUGGUAGAAACAUACAGAAUUGUUAAAGAAAACAUUGAAUCAGUAGAGCCAUAUUCUAAAUACACUUAAAAAUUUCUGUAGUAUUAAAACAAUUUUCUGUGACUACAUUGCUGCCAUGCAUGGCAUGUUAAGAUAAAUCAUAGUCUUGGUGGAAUACCAGUCUGUCUUAACAUUGAUUUGUACUUUACAAUCAUAUAAGUAUAUUUUUAAGAAAUUUUAAAUCACAACCCUACAAAUAAUGUAGUUGUGUUAAGGUGCAUGUUUCUGAAGCUACACAAUGAAUUCUCAGUCAUACAGUCAAUUUGAUAACUACGAAACAAGAUAUAGACAUGAUUUUCAUAGAGAAAUACACACAAAAGGCAAGUAUCAAAAAGUGCACUGUGAUAGCCAAAAAUUCUGCUUAGUGCACUGUGUAAGGAAAUAAAGACAUCAUUAUUCCACACAUUUAAUCAACAAAAGUUUUUAUAGUAUUGAAGAACAUGUGAAUCAUCAGAAUUCAAAGCAAGGAAUCCCUCCCAAAUCAGGUCUGAGUGAGCUGUCCUUUCUUUAAAACUUUCUCCUUACCUAAUCCUCUCUCUUCCCCUAGGAAGGGAAUAAUACUUCCAAAAGAAACUGUAUCGUCAUGUACCUUGGGAGCAAAAAUAUUUUUGGCUCCUCAAGCUAAGUACUGGCCACUAACUGUGUCUCAUAAUAAAAUAUAAUAAAACUUUUUUUUCUGUGCUAAUUUAUAUAUUGCCUGUUGUUAUGUGUAUGGCUUCAUGUU